Molecule: messenger RNA, 411 nt
Organism: Dujonia railenensis
Lineage: Eukaryota; Fungi; Ascomycota; Pichiomycetes; Serinales; Debaryomycetaceae
Source: the annotation of a GenBank genome assembly
AUGCCUCUUGCUAAGCACCCAGAUUUGGAAAUUUUGAAAUUUGUAGCCAACAUUGAAGGCAAAGAACCAUUAGAAGUCAUUGUCAAAGGAGCUGAUAAGAUUGACAUCAAGAUUCCAGAAAAUUCUAAAUAUAGCAUGACUGUAUAUUUCCACGUCAAGAAUAGAACAUUGAAGAACUUGAAGUACAUCCAAGUGAUUAAGAAGGCUGGUUUGACUGUUAAGCAAAGAGAAUUGGACAUUGGUGAAGAAUUUGAACCUUCCGAAGAGAAGGUGUACUCCAAGUCUUUCCCAGAAGAUACGACUCCAGGUGGAUUCUUAUUCAGAGGUUUAUACCCAGCUACUUCUACUUACUAUGCAGGUGAGGAAGAAUUAAUGGUUGUCGACUGGCAAUUAGAAAUUACAAAGAAAUAA